Messenger RNA from Vigna unguiculata (cowpea), 920 nucleotides. Its product is annotated as cold-regulated 413 inner membrane protein 1, chloroplastic-like. The record is from RefSeq and is a predicted model, not a curated record. Gene Ontology annotation, cellular component: membrane. NCBI's taxonomy places the organism in Eukaryota, Viridiplantae, Streptophyta, Magnoliopsida, Fabales, Fabaceae.
UCUGCGGUGACAACAAUGAUACUAAUAGCAAAAAAAUCAGAUUUGAAGACGAAAUCGGUGAACCGAACCGGUCCAAAAUUUGGAACUAACCAUAGAAACGAACAAGAGAAAGAAGAAACGUCAGCAAUGGCGAUGGCAAUGCUUGUGUCUUCUCCAGCUUCAGCUUCACCGCUAACUGCACUCUCUCUCCUCAACCGCCAGCACCAAUCUUCAAUUUCAUGCAUUCAUCUACCUUCUCUCUCUCGCUCUUCACCGCCAUCGCUCUCUCACACCUUCAACCCCCUCAGGUCCUUCAUCGGUCACCACGGAAUCGCUAGCUUUGCCAAAUCCAGUACCGGUAACCGAAACGCCGCGUUUCGCAUCCAUUGUUACGCUCCCGCUCCUCUCCCUCCUCCCAAUCUCCGAUGGAUCUCUACCGUUUCGUCACUGGUUUUGAUACUGGCAAAAGGCACUGCGGUGCCGAAAUCGUAUAUUGUUCCGUUGUUUGCGUUGCAAGCACCUGCUGGUGUCGUUGCCUGGAUCAAAGGUAGAUAUGGUGUGUGGACGGCAUUCUUGGCACUUCUGAUUCGUCUAUUCUUCUAUAUUCCUGGUGAGCUUGAGUUGCCGUUUCUGGCAUUACUCUUGGUUAUGAUAGCUCCUUAUGAGGUUACGAAAUUAAGGCACACAAAAGAAGGUGCUGUGGUUUCAUUGUUGAUUGCGGUGUAUUUGGCUUUCCAGCACUUCUCAAGAACAAGCUUACAGCAAUCGUUUGACCAAGGUUCAAUUGUUGCCACCUUAGCUGUCAUUUCUAUCACUGUUGUAUCUUUGUUACUUCUGGUCUGAGUUGGAUUUUAAAUGAUACGCCCUAAUAUGUUGUAAAUAAGAACAAUCCUUGUUAGAAUGUUGAUAUAAAAAAUGUAUGGAUUAUGUUUGAUCCUCCA